AGAAAAUACCGAACGAGAAAUAUAACAAUGGCGGAUGUACCGGAACCUGUUAAAAAAUGUGCCCUUAUGCUAAAGGCCACCAAAAGUGACUCGGAGAAAUUUGCUGCCUUGUUCAUGGUCACGAAAUUGGUGAAGGGCAAAGAUUGCAAUGCUGCUGCCAAGAAAUUGCUGUUCGAAGCCAUUGGUUUUGAUUUUAUGAAAAAAUUGUUGAAUGGUAAAAAUCUGCCCAACGAUUGCCCACCCUUGGUGUACAAGAGUGUGGCCUUGUCCAUACUCACGUGUUUCUGUCAGGAGGAGGAAUUGGCCACCCACAAGGAUUUACUGGAUGUUAUACCCACCUUGUUGGAAAUUGUCGAACAAGCUGAUGAUGAUGAUUGUGAUGACAAUUUGAUUGUGGUGAGUGAAGCCUAUAGCUGCUUGAAACUCAUUGCCGAGCAUGAACCUGGACAAAAUGCCCUGAUGAACAUGAGUGCCAUUCCCAAGAUGUCUCAAAUCUAUUCGGCCCAAAGCUUCCAAACUGAUGAAGCUUUGCAACUGAUUGUUUUGUUGGUGAAGAAAUUCGGUAAGGCCUCUUGGACUGACGAUCCCAAGCCUUUCCAUGCUUUGGUUCAACGCAUCGCCUUGGAUAUGGAAACCGAACACAGUGAAAGAAAAUAUGAUUUGUGCAAGAUCUUGUCGGCCAUUUUGAAGACCUGCAAGAGGGAGAUUAUUUACAAUUCCUUGGAGGGAGAAAUUUGGCCAGAGAGUUUAUUCAAGGGCUGCAGUGAUAUUUUGAAGAGUAAAAUUGGCCCCAAGCAACGUGACCCCACGUUGCAUUUGAUUGCCACCACCCUGCAAGUUUUGGGUAUCCAAUGGGCCUUCAUGUGCGAUGAGAAACAAUUCUAUUUGUUGAUCCUGCAAAUGGCUGCCAUUGAAGUAAGAAUGCAAAUGGAUGAAAAGAAAUUGGAAGCCACCAUCCGUAAUGCCCCGCUCAUUCAAGCCUGCUUCAUUAUUUUGGAACACUGCAUCGAAUAUAUGUCCAAGGAUCAAUUGGAUUUGGAUUCCAAGGAGAAGCAAACCACUUAUUCAGCCUUGAAAUAUGCCUUUAAUCAAGUAUUGGCCGUAUUGACUCGUGUGUCCAAUGAUAAGGUUAAGGAUAGUAGCAAUCCCAAGGACCGAGAGUUCAUUAAGGCCACGGUGCGUGUAUUAUCUGCCUGGUUGGCCCAGGAGACCACUGCCAUGAGACCGGCCAUCUAUAAGCUUUUGCCAUUCAUGUUCAAGGUGACCAAUGAUUCCUUUAAUGAAUUGAAGGAAUGGCGUGCUGGACCCAAAGAUACAGAGGCGCCAGUGGAUAUUCUGCGUGUUAUGUUGCCUGCCCUCUGCCAUUUGGUUGUAGAAGAUGAAGCCCGCAAGGUGAUAUUUGCCACCAAACAGGAUGAGGUAUUUUUGCAACAAAUUGAAUUCUACUUUAGCAUUGCCCACUAUAAGCGGCCACCCAUUCCUCGUGCCGAACGUUUGAAACGUAUGAAUGAACCCGACCCAGUACCCACUCCCGAGCAAUUGGCUGACAUGAAAUCGGCCAGAGCUGCCAUAUGCUCCCUGUGCAAUAUUCUAAUGAAUCUCACGGUUUUGGAACCCAAACUGGCGGAGGAUGGCCCCGUAUUCGCCAACAUGUUUAAAUUUGUCUACGAACAUUUGCCCGAACUCAAGGACACACCCGACAACUUGCUGAUGCAUGGCAAUUUGGCCGUUUUGGGUUUGCUGUUGUUGAAACAACAAUCCAAGAAGGUGAAACAAAACGAUUUCUCCAUUUGUCGUUACAUUCAGGCCACCAUUCGUUUCCUUUGGGAUGCCUACAACAUUGAUGAGUCCAAUGAUCCCACAGCCUUGGUAGUGUCGAUUGCCUACAAGGAGCACUGGAUGGAAUUGCAAGAAUUGUGGUUCUUGGGUAUGCAAACCAUGUGUGGAGUGCUGCCAUUGGUGCCCUGGAUUUCGGAAUUUGCUAUUGAGUCCGGCUGGGCCGAGGGUAUUGUACAGACUUUGAAGCGAGUUAAGAUUGGUACCCUACCUGCCAAUGUUAAGUGUGCCUAUGAAGAUUUCCUCUCGCAACUGGUUGAUGUAAAUUCCACCGUGGCUGCUGUUUUGAAAAAGGCUGAUGCUUUGAGGGUGUGUCGUAAUCAUCGUAUGAUGGAAUUGGGCAAGAGAUUGUUUGGCGAUUAAGCAGAACCA
Musca vetustissima is the source of this 2208-nucleotide messenger RNA. It is a transcript of the gene Neurochondrin, whose product is annotated as neurochondrin homolog. Lineage: Eukaryota; Metazoa; Arthropoda; Insecta; Diptera; Muscidae. The record is from RefSeq and is a predicted model, not a curated record. Gene Ontology annotation, biological process: neuron projection development; regulation of neuronal synaptic plasticity. The transcript has a single exon. Bases 28 to 2199 code for a protein of 723 amino acids. Gene Ontology annotation, cellular component: dendrite.